Messenger RNA from Stegodyphus dumicola, 1921 nucleotides. RefSeq names its product Tubulin-binding cofactor E (gene Tbce). Gene Ontology annotation, biological process: mRNA splicing, via spliceosome. The record is from RefSeq and is a predicted model, not a curated record. Lineage: Eukaryota; Metazoa; Arthropoda; Arachnida; Araneae; Eresidae. Gene Ontology annotation, molecular function: protein binding; U2 snRNA binding.
GUUGAGUAUUGUCUAUUUUCUUGUCAUUUAAAAUUUUAAGGAAAUUUUCUGGAUUAAAUGUGUACAAAGUACCUUCUGAUUAACUGCACCCUUUUAAAAAGUUGGCAAAGUCAUAUGACCCUUUUAAAAAGUUGGCAAAGUCAUGUGACUUUUGGAUUCUGCUUUUGGAUUCUGCUGACUUUGGCAAAAAAUGUUUGUUGGGUAUCUUUAUGGCUUUGUUUCUAGUGUAGGUAAAUAUGGAAACUGCUGCAAUAAAAAUAAAGUCUAGAAUUCAUUGUGAUGGUGACUAUGGUACAGUUUUGUAUGUAGGACAGAUUUUAGGAGUAGAUGGAACUUGGUUAGGUGUUGAAUGGGAUAAUCCAGCCCGUGGAAAACACAGUGGUAGUUAUAAUAACAUCACAUAUUUUACUACUAGCAUUCCUGGAGCUGGUAGCUUUAUCAGAAUUUCAAAAGCAGAUCUAGGAAUUUCAUGUGCCAGUGCAUUGAAAUUAAAAUAUGGCUCUUCAAACAGUUCUUCUAAACCUUCAAAUUUUAUUCCAUUACCUCAAAAAGCUGGUCGUGAUAGAUGCAUAGAAAUGGUUGGCAUGGAAAAAAUUAUGAAUAAACAAAGCAAUUUUUCUCGUCUGACAGAAGUUGUUUUAUCCAGUAUGCUAAUUAAUGAUGCUGGAAAAAGAGAUGAAUUAAAAGAAUUGAUACCAAAUGUUACUAAUUUAGAUUUAUCACAGAAUUUGUUAGCUUCAUGGAUCGAUGUCAGUGCCAUAGUAUCACAAUUACAACAGCUGUCAACAUUAAUACUUUCCAAGAAUCGAUUGGAGAUUCCUGUUGAUGUAGAAAAUUAUAAAGAAUGUUAUACAUCUCUAAAAAUGCUGGUAUUGAAUGACAUGGCAUAUUGCUGGAAAGAGAUACUUUUGUGUGCAGUUAUGUGGCCUUACAUAGAAGAGCUGUGUGUUCUUGAUAACAGAAUAUCUGUCUUAGAAGUACCACAAUAUCCUGUUUUUUCCAAAUUAAAAGUUCUCAGCUUAGAUAAUAACCCUAUAAUAAAUUGGACUGAAAUAUGCAAGUUAGGUGUAUUAAAAAAUUUAGAAGAGUUGCACAUUGAUAAUAUUUCUCUGGAAUCCAUUUUAUUUCCUGAAGUUUCACCUUUAGAAAAGACCAAUCUAUUCCCUGGCCUUUGUACUUUCUUUGCCCGAAAUAACAAACUAAAGGAAUGGCAGGAUAUUAGCGAAUUAAACAAACUAAUCAACUUGAAGAAUCUUAUGAUCAAUAACAACCCUGUGAUGUUAUCUGUGAAUCCAGAAACUGCUCGCCAGUUAGUUAUAGCUAAAAUUCUAGGACUGGAAACAUUGAAUCGAACAAAAAUAGAAAGAUCAGAAAGGAGAGGGGCAGAAUUAGAUUAUUUGAAAAAACACCAUAAUGAAUGGCUGACAAGUGGAGGGUGUUUAGAUUUAACUAAAAGUAAGCCAUCAAAUGCUUUCCUGACUGAGCAUCCAACGUACCCAGCUUUGCUUCAGAAACAUGGUGCUGCAGAUGAAAAUGAAACUAAAACUGAGAGUUCACGCCUGAAAGAUAAUUUAGUGUGUGUAACAAUUUUUAGUCCAUUAUUACCUGAUAAACAACCGGUGACAAAAAAAUUGCCAGUGGAGAUGACUGUAGGAAAACUUAAAGCUCUUGUGCAAAGGAUCUUCAAAGUUGGUGCCCAGAAUAUAACAUUAACUCGUUUGUUCAAAGAGGAUGAAUCUCAGAAAACAGAAAUGGAUAAUAAUCUACGUGAAUUAUCUUAUUAUUCAUUGUCAGACCAAGAUAAAAUAGCAGUAGAGUGGUAGAAUAUUUUAAUUUUGAAUGAAGAAAAAGCAACUUUGUAAUUUGUUCUACAUCUAAUAAUAUAUUACAUUUAUAUAAUUAAACUGCUUCGUUUUUAAAA